AUGCAAUCUCAGAUCGCUGCCAAAAAUUCACCGAAUAAACAAUCGGGUCGGCAACAAAUUGAAAUGAUUUUAUCACGUUGUCAUCAACUACACCGUGAGAAACAACAAUCCGAAGCUCUGAUUCAAUCUGAACAAUUAUCAAAUGUAGAUCAACCACUAAAACAACAGAUUAAACGUAUUGUUGUCGAGAAACAUGAACGAGAUGAUUUCGAUCGAAUUAUGGAAGAAGAUCUCGAAAAUCAAUUGAAUGAAUUAAAAUUAGAACGUGAAGAAGAAUUAAAACAUAUUGAACAGAAACAACAACAAAAUCAAUACGAAACAUUAUUGAAACAAAUGAAAAGAUAUGCACAUUUAGAUUUAAUCGAGUCGACGAUGCAAUCAUCGAAUAAACAAAUGAUACUUAUGUCUUUUAAUGAAACAGGUUCAAUACAAUAUUCUAUUCCAAUUGGUCACGAUCUUACAUAUAGAAUGUUUACGAAUAAUACUAUUAUUCUUCGAAUUUUAAAGCAACGGAUAGAUACAAUAAAUAAAACUUUUUUACGUCAUCUACAUCCAUCACCAUCGACAUUGGCUCAAGAUGAUUGUAACAAUCCAAUCUAUGGUCGAUAUUUCAUAUUUAUCAUUGUCGGUCUACUAUUAUUAAUUCUAUUAAAUAUAAUUCCCAUUAUUCGACAAAUUUGUUUUAAAUCUUCUUCAAAAAGAAAUGAAAGAAAUAGGAAUCAUUUUUUAAAUCAUAAUCAUCCUCAUUCAUAUCAAGGUGAAGACUCAAAAAAAUAUUCAGCGAAACAAAAUCAAAUCACAAGUAAAUCAAUUAUUCAAUGUUUUGAUUUUUAA
Rotaria socialis is the source of this 834-nucleotide messenger RNA. Lineage: Eukaryota; Metazoa; Rotifera; Eurotatoria; Philodinida; Philodinidae. The record is from the annotation of a GenBank genome assembly.